Messenger RNA from Cephus cinctus (wheat stem sawfly), 1369 nucleotides. RefSeq names its product syntaxin-17 (gene Syx17). Lineage: Eukaryota; Metazoa; Arthropoda; Insecta; Hymenoptera; Cephidae. Gene Ontology annotation, molecular function: SNAP receptor activity; SNARE binding. The record is from RefSeq and is a predicted model, not a curated record. Bases 274 to 1176 code for a protein of 300 amino acids. The transcript has 5 exons. Gene Ontology annotation, biological process: vesicle fusion; intracellular protein transport; exocytosis. Gene Ontology annotation, cellular component: plasma membrane; autophagosome membrane; endomembrane system.
GCCCAAGCACUUGCCCAAGUCGCAAAUACAUUUGGCGUGUUGCUUUUACAAACGCUUUUACUUUGUGUGAACAGCUGAUUGGUAGUUUUUAUUAUAGUUGCGAAUAGAAAUUAGUACGUCUUUCGUGUCAUGGUAUGAAUCGUCGAUUGUGGUGUCGUGGAUUUUAUUAUAGAACGGUCUAAUGGAUAAUUUGACUAAAUUCUUUGUGACUUGUGCUUAAAUAAUAUUUCAUAACAAAGAGUGGGUGUUGAACACCUUGAGUCUUAUAAAAUAAUGUCUACAAACAAUCUUGUCUUUAAACAGCCUAUUAAGCAUUUGGAAAUUCCCAUUAGUAAAUUUAAUGACAUUGCCAUUCCUCAUCAUCUUGAUUUACUGCGAAAACACAAAAAUAAUAUUAAAAAGUUUCAAGAAGCACGUCAAUGGGGCUCUGUUUAUAAAGAACAAGUGAAUGCCACUAGGUUAGUUAAGCAGUUGAAGCAAUUGCUCUAUGAAAUGGAUAUGCUUAGGUCUCAAGUAAUUGACAGCGAUAUUGAUACUUUUGAUCAACUUACUGCGUUCUCCAGAAAUAGUACCAUCAUCGCAAUCCAGGAAUACUUUGAUCUUGAAUUUGAUUUUCCUCCUGCAAGGCCUGCCUCACCCAAAAAUGAAGAUCAGACCACAGAGAGUCCAUUUCAAGAGGGUGAUCUCCAGUUGCAUGCAGAACAAGAAGAGCUCGAAAGACAGCAAGCCUGCCUGCAUUCCUGGAAUAUUCUACAAAACGAUAUGCAUCAGCUUCACCAGCUUUUUAUAGAUUUUAAUAAAAUUGUAAAAGAACAAAAAGAACAUGUUAAUGAAAUUGAAAACAAUGUAGAGGUUGCUGAGGUUAAUGUAGAAAAAGGAACGAAAUUCCUUGAGAAAGCAGCAAAAUACAAAGUUGCGGCUUAUCCCUUAGCAGGAGCACUAAUUGGGACUUGUGUUGGUGGACCUAUUGGUUUGAUAGCUGGAAUAAAAUUAGGAGGGCUGACUGCUCUUGGCUGUGGUGUUUUGGGAUUUACUGGUGGUACUUUUCUAAAGAAAAAACACAAUGCAGCUCAUUCUGUAGAGAACAAAAUAGAGAUAUCAGAAACUAAAGAAACAGACGUGAGGGCAUCCGUUUCAAUACCUGACAACUUAAAAGAUAUCAAAAAGGAUUUAUGACCUUUAAUGAUAACUGACGUGAACUCAACGACACAUGUGUGCAGUAUACUGUAAUUACUUUUGUCAUAGGACACUGGAAGUUGUAACUUCGACGAAAAAUAUCCACUUCUAUAAAGCAUUACGAUCUGAUAUAUCAAUGUUGGCUUAUGUUGUGGAUUAUUUUAACUUAUUAAAUCACUGUGAUCUUACGUUA